Cinclus cinclus is the source of this 693-nucleotide messenger RNA. It is a transcript of the gene FAM3D, whose product is annotated as FAM3 metabolism regulating signaling molecule D. The record is from RefSeq and is a predicted model, not a curated record. The coding region runs from base 16 to 693 and encodes 225 amino acids. NCBI's taxonomy places the organism in Eukaryota, Metazoa, Chordata, Aves, Passeriformes, Cinclidae. The transcript is spliced from 9 exons.
UCUCUGCCCACCACUAUGCGGGUAACAGGUGUGAUCCGCUACACGGUGCUGCUCAUCACCCUGCUGGGCACGUGGUUCAUCCUGCAGACCUACUUCCACCGCAGCUGGAAAGCCAUCAGCCUGCGGAGCUGGCUGGGUGCCACGAACAAGCCCAGGAGUGAGAAGCUGCCCCGGCACAAGUGUGGGAACCAGAAGAGCUGCCCCCAGAAUUAUUUUGCCUUCAAGAUCGUCAGUGGUGCUGCAAAUGUGGUGGGACCCUCAAUCUGCUUUGAAGACUUGGUCCUCAUGAGCAACGUGAAAAACAACAUUGGCAGAGGCCUGAACAUUGCACUGGUGAAUGGAACAACUGGGCAGCUCCUGAAAACCGACUCCUUCGACAUGUACUCUGGAGACAUUACCAAGCUGCAAACCUUCCUCCAAGGGAUCAAGCGUGGCACCCUUGUGCUGGUAGCAAGCUACGAUGAUGCUGCCACAAGAAUGAAUGAUGAAGUACGGGCAUAUUUCACAGAGCUGGGCAGCAGCGACGUGGGCAAGCUGGGCUUCCGGGACAACUGGGUCUUCUUGGGAGCAAAAGGGCUGAUGAACAAGAGCCCCUUUGAAAAGUGCAUCAAAAAUGAUAAAGAGACAAAUAAAUACGAUGGCUGGCCUGAGCUGUUGGAGAUGGAGGGCUGUGCCCCCAGGAAGAUGGACUAG